UUAACCACUCAAUCCACUUCUGUAGCAUUUUCUUCUACGCUGCAAUAACUUGAUAACUCUUGUUAUGCUGCAUUUUCUUAUAGGUGAUUUCUGAAACUAUUCUAUUCUUACCUGUGAACUAAGUUAUGGCGACUAUUGUGGGAGAAGGGAUUCUUUCAGCUUCUGUGAAACUAUUGUUGCAAAAGAUUGUUUCCGGUGAGUUCAUCAACUUCUUUCGAAACAUGAAGCUCGAUGUUCCACUGUUGGAUAAGCUGAAAAUAACACUGUUGAGUCUUCAAGCUGUACUGAAUGAUGCUGAGGAGAAACAGAUCGCUAAUUCUGCUGUCAAGGAGUGGUUGAAUAUGCUGCAAGAUGCUGUAUUCGAAGCUGAAGAUUUGUUUGACGAAAUUAACACUGAGUCAUUGCGGUGCAGAGUGGAAGCUGAGUAUGAAACCCAAUCUGCUAAGGUACUCAAAAAACUCUCUUCUCGUUUCAAAAGGUUUAAUAGAAAGAUGAAUUCUAAAUUGCAAAAGUUACUUGAAAGAUUAGAACAUUUGAGAAACCAGAAUCAUGGUUUAAAAGAAGGUGUUUCCAACAGUGUUUGGCAUGGAACUCCUACAAGUUCUGUUGUGGGGGAUGAAUCUGCUAUUUAUGGCAGAGAUGAUGACAGAAAGAAACUGAAAGAGUUUUUACUUGCAGAGGAUGUUGGAGAUGGUCGAAGUAAAAUAGGAGUGAUUUCCAUUGUGGGGAUGGGAGGGCUAGGAAAAACAACGCUAGCUAAACUCCUUUACAAUGACCAUGAUGUGAAGCAGAAAUUUGAGGUAAGAGGGUGGGCACAUGUCUCCAAAGAUCUUAAUGUUGUCACUGUCACUAAAACUCUUCUUGAAUCUGUAACUUCAGAAAAAACCACCGCUAAUGAAUUGAAUAUUCUACAAGUGAAGUUGCAGCAAAGUUUAAGGAACAAAAGUUUUUUGCUAGUAUUGGAUGAUAUAUGGUAUGGAAGAUAUGUUGGUUGGAAUAGUAUGAAUGACAUCUUUAAUGUUGGGGCAAUAGGGAGUAAGAUCAUUAUCACAACACGAGAUGAAAGAGUUGCACUACCCAUGCAAACCUUUCUUUAUGUUCACCAUGUAAGAUCUUUGGAAACUGAAGAUUGCUGGAAUAUACUUGCAAGUCAUGCAUUUGUAGAAAGAAACUACCAACAACAACCUGAUCUAGAAAAAAUUGGAAGAGAAAUUGCCAAAAAGUGUGAUGGGAUACGAUUAGCUGCAAUAGCACUUAGGGGUCUUCUUCGCACCAAAUUGUCACAAGAUUAUUGGAAUGAUGUUUUAAAAAGUAGUAUUUGGGAAUUAACAAAUGACGAGGUUCAACCAUCUCUGCUAUUGAGCUAUCGUUAUCUUCCUGCUCCUUUAAAAGGAUGUUUUGCUUAUUGUUCAAUUUUUUCGAAGAAUUCAAUCUUAAAGAAAAAAAUGGUAGUUCAGUUGUGGAUUGCAGAAGGUUUAGUACCUCAGCCUCAAAGUGAGAAAAGUUGGGAAAAAGUAGCCGAAGAAUACUUUGAUGAACUAGUGUCGAGGUGUCUGAUACGUCAAAGGUCCAUCGAUGAUCUGGAAGUAAGCUUUGAAAUGCAUGACCUCAUCAAUGAUUUAGCUACGAUAGUUUCAUCUCCUUAUUGUAUUAGGUUGGAAGAACAUAAGCCACAUGAAAGGGUGCGACAUUUGUCAUACAAUAGAGGGAUAUAUGACUCGUAUGAUAAAUUUGAUAAAUUGGAUGAUUUAAAAGGUCUACGAACCUUCUUAUCCUUGCCAUUACAAGAAGUUCAGUGGCUUUAUUAUUCCGUGUCAGGGAAGUUAGUUUGUGACUUGUUGCCACAAAUGAAACAGUUACACGCGUUGUCUCUGUUAAAGUACUCAAAUAUCAUUAAACUACCAAAAUCUAUUGGAAGUUUGAUAUACCUACGAUACUUAAAUCUCUCUGACACUAUGAUUGGAAGGUUGCCCUCUGAAACAUGCAAGCUUUACAAUCUGCAGACCUUGUUGUUGACAAAUUGUUGGAAUCUCACUAAUUUGCCGAAGGACAUGGGGAAAUUAGUGAGUCUACGCCACCUUGACAUCAGAGGCACUCAAUUGAAGGAAAUGCCCGUACAACUCUCCAAACUAGAAAAUCUCCAAACCCUGUCGAGCUUUGUUGUUAGUAAACAAGACAUUGGAUUGAAGAUUGCAGAUUUGGGAAAAUAUUUCCAUUUACAGGGAAGACUUUCCAUCUCACAGCUUCAAAAUGUAACUGAUCCAUCCCAUGCUUUUCAAGCAAAUUUGGAGAUGAAGAAACAAAUGGACGAGUUGGUACUAGGAUGGUCAGAUGAUACCCCUUCAAAUUCACAAAUACAAAGUGCCGUGUUUGAACAGUUGCGUCCGUCGACAAAUUUGAAGAGUCUUACCAUCUUUGGCUAUGGUGGAAACAGCUUUCCAAAUUGGUUGGGUUGUUCUUUAUUUGACAACAUAGUGUAUUUGAGGAUUGCGGGUUGUGAAAAUUGUUCAAGACUGCCACCCCUCGGACAAUUAGGUAAUCUCAAAAAACUCUUUCUUGGUAAUCUAAAAUCAGUAAAGAGUGUUGGUUCUGAGUUCUAUGGAAGGGAUUGUCCUUCGUUUCAACCAUUUCCUUUAUUGGAGACUCUAAGAUUUCAUACCAUGCUAGAAUGGGAAGAAUGGACGUUGACUGGAGGUACAUCUACAAAGUUUCCUCGCCUAACACAACUUUCGCUGAUACGUUGUCCUAAACUCAAGGGAAACAUACCCCUUGGACAAUUAGGUAAUCUAAAAGAACUCAUUAUUGUAGGGAUGAAAUCAGUGAAGACACUUGGUACUGAGUUCUAUGGAAGUAGUAGUUCUCCUUUGAUUCAACCAUUUCUCUCCUUGGAGACUCUGAGGUUUGAGGAUAUGCAAGAGUGGGAGGAAUGGAAACUGAUUGGAGGUACAUUGACAGAGUUUCCUAGUCUAACACGCCUGUCACUAUAUAAAUGUCCGAAACUCAAAGGAAGCAUACCGGGAAACCUUCCUCGUCAUACAAGUUUGUCAGUGAAAUGUUGUCCCGAACUUGAAGGGAUUGCCCUCGACAACCUUCCUUCCCUUAGUGAACUUGAGUUAGAAGAGUGUCCUCUACUGAUGGAGCCAAUACAUUCCGAUGACAAUAGCAACAUUAUAAUUACAAGCACAUCAUCAAUUGUAUUCAACACUCUUCGAAAAAUCACCUUUAUAAAUAUUCCAUCUCUAACUUCCUUCCCAAGAGAUGGUCUGUCCAAAACAUUACAAUCUUUGAGUAUCUGUGAUUGUGAGAAUCUGGAGUUCCUUCCUUAUGAAUCAUUUCGCAAUAACAAAUCACUAGAGAAUUUGAGCAUAUCCUCUAGUUGUAAUUCAAUGACAUCGUUUACCUUGUGCUCUCUCCCUGUCCUCAAAACUCGAUAUUAACGGUUGUAAAAAUUUGAAGUCGA
Medicago truncatula (barrel medic) is the source of this 3460-nucleotide messenger RNA. Its product is annotated as putative disease resistance RPP13-like protein 1. Gene Ontology annotation, molecular function: ADP binding. NCBI's taxonomy places the organism in Eukaryota, Viridiplantae, Streptophyta, Magnoliopsida, Fabales, Fabaceae. Bases 126 to 3437 code for a protein of 1103 amino acids. The record is from RefSeq and is a predicted model, not a curated record. The transcript has a single exon.